Messenger RNA from Prosopis cineraria, 1775 nucleotides. Its product is annotated as transcription factor bHLH87-like. The transcript has 2 exons. Gene Ontology annotation, molecular function: DNA-binding transcription factor activity; protein dimerization activity. The record is from RefSeq and is a predicted model, not a curated record. Gene Ontology annotation, biological process: regulation of DNA-templated transcription. NCBI's taxonomy places the organism in Eukaryota, Viridiplantae, Streptophyta, Magnoliopsida, Fabales, Fabaceae. The coding region runs from base 401 to 1654 and encodes 417 amino acids.
UAAGCUUCUCUUCAACAAACUAACAUCAUUUCUUCUACUGGUCUUCCAUGGCAACUCAUGAAGAUUUCAACAAAUUCUGAACCAAAAAAAACUCAUAUGUAUCAAAGAGUUGGGUAUCAAUAUCUUCUGCUCUGUUUCUCGCAUUGAAGACUCAAACCGAGUUUCCUGAAUUGGCUCGCUCUUGGAUUCAUAUUCUGGUGUUGACAGCAGCUGGAUCUGGAACUGGUAAGUCCGUCAACGCUUAAUCAUUAUAAUUUCUCUUAUGUAGUUGACACCUAAAUGGGGCCUGUUUCUAUAUAUAAUAUAUAGACACUCAUGCACAGACACAUAAUGAACUUUCAACUAGCUAGAUCUCUGAAGUCUCGAAAUUUAUAUCAGAAGUUUUAUAGAGCACUCAUCAAUGGAUGGUCUGAGUUGGGAUGCCUUACACGCUGCGGAGAACUUACCUAUAUUGUGGAGCAAUUUAGAGCAGCAAGAGCUUGAAGCAAGCUUGAAUCCAAGCUUUCCUAAUAAUUCAAUGCAAGAGAUGCAGAAGCAGGCUCAAACAGGUCAUCAUCAUCACCCGUAUCCAAAUUCUGAAAAAGAAGUGAUCAAAGAGAUGGCUCAAUUAUCAGAAGCAGAAGCAGAAUUAGCAGCUAGAACCAGUUCAAAGACAAGUCUAUCACAGCUAGUAGGUGGGUCCAGCUGGGUUGGUGGAUCUUACAGAAUGAAUAACCCAUUUGGUAAUUUUGAUCCUUCAGAAUUCAACAUGGCCCACCAACAUCCACAACUUGUCAAUAAUGGCUCACAAAAUGGUACCUUCUCUGCUGAGUCACUGGAUUGCUUGUUCUCAGCUACAAAUAGCAACACAGACGCAUCUGUAGAAGAUGAUGGAGUCUCCAUGAUCUUAUCUGAAUGCAGAAGAUCAAACUUAUGGAGCUUUAGUCAUAACAAUGGAGGAAGUGAAUCUGAGAGCACUACCAACGCUGAUCAUGAAACAUUAUCUCAAGGUUCCUCAGAUCUUUAUGCAAAUCAAGGAAUAAAAAUUGCAGAAUCCACCAAGGCCAAGUGUUCAAAAAGGAGCAUUGAUGAUGCUUUAGAUCAAUAUCCCUACUUCAGCAUUGAAGAAGGUGGUUCAAGUUCAUUCAGGCUCGUUAAGGAGAACAACAACAAUAAUCCACCAAAACCCAAACGACCCAGAUGGGAUUCCAAGCCUCCAACUUCUUCAAACAUCAAUUUCAAGCAGCCCCAUUCAUCAUCAUCUUCCAUGGAAGAACCAGACCCAGAUGCCAUAGCACAAAUGAAAGAGAUGAUAUAUAGGGCUGCAGCAUACAGGCCUGUGAAUUUAGGAAUGGAGGUGGUGGAGAAGCCAAAGAGGAAGAAUGUGAGGAUAUCAACAGAUCCUCAAACUGUGGCUGCAAGGCUGAGAAGGGAGAGAAUAAGUGAAAGAAUCAGGGUUUUGCAGAAAUUGGUUCCUGGUGGAAGCAAGAUGGACACUGCUUCAAUGCUUGAUGAAGCUGCAAAUUACCUCAAGUUUCUAAGAUCACAAGUGAAGGCAUUAGAGAGUCUAGGAAACAAAGUCGAGGCUAUGAAUUGUCCUCCUACUAAUAUUGCCUUCUCUUUUAACCCUUCUUUUCCCAUGCAGUUUAACCCUAGCUACCACAUCCAACGUUGAACUUCGAAGUCAUGAUUGAUUAUCUGCUUUUAAUGUUGUAGCUAGUAACAAUAGCAGAUGAUCACUUUCAUUUUCUAUGCCAAAAUCUGCAAGAAAUUUCCAAUGAAUGAUAUGUGAUGUU